Messenger RNA from Manihot esculenta (cassava), 2124 nucleotides. Its product is annotated as probable serine/threonine-protein kinase PBL7. NCBI's taxonomy places the organism in Eukaryota, Viridiplantae, Streptophyta, Magnoliopsida, Malpighiales, Euphorbiaceae. Gene Ontology annotation, molecular function: ATP binding; protein kinase activity. The record is from RefSeq and is a predicted model, not a curated record. Gene Ontology annotation, biological process: protein phosphorylation. The coding region runs from base 351 to 1763 and encodes 470 amino acids. The transcript has 5 exons.
AAUUGACUCAAAAGAAAAUGUAACAAGGUGACAUCGUGUACGUACCUCAAAUACAAAAGCUGGAUUCUAUAGAAGAAACCGUUUGGAGCAAAGUCGUGUUUGUUUGUAAGAAAACGUGCAGGGAAUCUGACAACUGAAAACCCCAUCAUCCCUUUCUAUCUUUCAGAAUAAUUUAUCUAUCAUUCUAUCUUCCAAUGAAACUUUUCUUUCGUUAGUUAUCAACUGGACUUCUUCUGUGAGAACGUUAUCAGGAUUUUUCAUUUUCUCCGUGGCAUUUUUUUCCCUCGUAAACUCAUAUUUUCUCCUUCUCUGUUAAUCACACAAAUCAUCGAUUUUCCUUGAUUCUGGAAAUGGGUCAUUGCCCCUGUUUUGGUUUGUUAAAUAGAAAGAAGAAGCACAAGCGCAACAAUAGCGAUAACGAACCAUCUCAUGAUAUAGAAACAAGAUCAGAGCCAGAAGCAGUAUCAGCAUCAGCAGGAUCAAAAUCAGGGUCGAGAUCAAAAUUUAAUGCAGAUUCGAGGCAAGAAUCAUCCGUUCCAAGACACAGGGCUGAACCUUCUAAUAGUAAUGUGGCUCCAACAUUCACCCAUGAAGAACCAUCAGCUCCAGGACAUAGGGCUGAACCUUCUAAUAGUAAUAUGGCUCCAACAUUCACUUAUGAAGAACCAUCAGCUCCAGGACAAAGGGCUAAACCUUCUAAUAGUAAUAUGGCUCCAACAUUCACCUAUGAAGAACUUGUAAUUGCAACAAAUAAUUUUCACCCAGAUUCUGUUCUUGGCAGAGGUGGUUUUGGUGCUGUUUAUAAAGGGAAAUUAAAAAGCACUGAUCAGAUUGUAGCAGUUAAGCAGCUAGAUCUAUCAGGCAUCCAAGGAGAAAGGGAGUUCCAGGUUGAAGUUCUAAUGCUUACUCUACUGCAUCACCCUAACCUUGUCAACUUGAUUGGAUACUGUGCGGAAGGAGAACAGCGCCUUCUCAUCUACGAGUACUUGUCCAAAGGAUCAUUGGAAGAUCACCUUUUCGAUGUUACGCCUGAUAUUGAGCCUCUUGACUGGAAUACAAGGAUGCAAAUAGCUGCUGGGGCAGCCAAUGGAUUGGACUUUCUGCAUAAUGCAAAUCCUCCUGUUAUUUACCGGGACUUAAAAGCAUCGAACAUUUUAUUGGGUGAGGGAUUCCACACAAAGCUCUCAGACUUUGGACUUGCAAAGUUUGGUCCAGUUGGAGGUACAUCUCAUGUCUCAACCAGGGUCAUGGGCACGUUUGGCUACUGUGCCCCUGAGUAUGCAUCAACUGGAAGAUUGACAAUGAAGACUGACAUUUACAGCUUUGGGGUACUCUUAUUAGAGCUAAUAACAGGACAUAAAGCAGUGGAUGAAAUUAAUGGUCGCCAAAUGCAUCUGGUUCAUUGGGCACUUCCUUUGUUGAAAGACCGUGGAAACUUUUUAAAAUUAGCAGAUCCAUUGCUGAGAGGUCACUUCUCAAUUUCUUUAUUGAAAAAGGCUGUAGGGGUAGCAUUAACAUGCCUGAAUGAGAAUGCCAGUAGACGUCCUUCAUCAACUGAGUUGGUGACAGCCAUGGAUUAUUUGGUUUCAAAUAAAUAUGAAGCUGGGGGAUCCAACGAGACAUGGCCUGAGAUUGAUUUGACUCCAAGUGUAAAUCCAGAGAUUGUAGAGACGGAAUUAGAUCGAGAUUGUGCAGUUGCAGAGGCCAGGAAGUGGGUGGAGAGUUGCAGAGAAAAGAGAGAACAAGGUCCACUGUCUACAUGAUAUCUAACACUACCAGAAGAUAUCAAUUUAUUUUAUGAUCCCCAACUUAGUUUUCCUUGUCCUUUAAAUUCCUUCAAUACGUAUAUUUCUGGUGCUUGCCUAUACAUACAUACAAUCAUACAUACGUUCAUAUAUAUAUAUAUAUAUUGUUUGUGUUUUGGUAAAGCUGAGGUUGCCUUCUUGUAGCUAGGAAAUUCUUCAAGAACAGAGCCAUUACUGAAAAUUGUAAAGGUGGUUAGACUUUCAUGUUGUAUCUUUUAAUUCAUAAAUUAGCUUUUUGAAUUAAAAACUAAUAUCCCUUAGUUAGAUAAAUUCACCCAAAUUUCUAACUAUGUAUUGGGAUCUCAUAUUGUAAUAUUAA